AAUUAAAAAGAAAAUAAAAUCCGAUCUUUCUCUAUGGUUUUCGUUUUCUUCUUCUCUCUUUUGUUCACAUUCUCUUAUUGUCUCAGCAGCACAGGCACUUCUUCCCCUUGUAGAGAGAGAAAAAAACUCUUCUUUAGUAUUUAUUUAGAGGGAGAAAGUGGGAUUUGGUCCACUCUGCGCAAACCCUAACCCUAGUUUUCAAUUCGGGUAGGCUUUUAGGUGGAGUGGGGGAUGCGAUUGAAGCGGAGGAGGACAGGAGGAUUAUUAGGAUUGGGGAGAAUUAUUGAUGCCGCCGGAGCCGUCGCCUUGGGAUCGGAAGGACUUCUUCAGGGAGAGGAACCACGAGCGGUCGGAAUUUAUCGGUGGAGGAGGAGGAGGCGGCGGACCUGGUGGUUUUGGAGGCGGGACCAGAUGGAGGGAGCAUCCCGGGAAUAACCACCACUACAGCUCGUCGUCUCGCUGGGCACCUAGAUUUCCUCCUGGCCAUAGUAAGCAGGGUGGUUGGCAUAUGUACCCAGAUGAACCGGCACAUGAAUUCCUGGCAUCAAGAUCAAAUGAGAAGAUUCCAGAAGAAGAUAGUGGUCGCUAUUCUGGUUAUCGAGGUGAGGGAAGGUACAAUAGAAAUGGUAGGGAUAAUAGGGGGUCAUUUGGUCAAAGGGAUUGGAGAAGCCAUUCUUGGGAGUCUGCAUCUCCUAAUGGCCCAGGAAGAAUGAACGAGCCAAGUGAUCAGAGGUUUGGGGAUGGAAUGAUGAAUUACCAUCAUGCUCAACCUCAAAACGAUUCGAUCAAUUUACGGGAUCAAACUCACUCAAGAGAUCAGCAAAACAAGAGCAACUCUAGUGGACUGGCAGGCAUUGGGCAAAGGAAUGAAAGGGAGAGUUCUUUUGGAUCAACGGAAUGGAAGCAUCUCAAGUGGACACGCCCAGGAAGUUUGUCUUCACGAGGUUCCUUUAGUCACUCAAGCAGUUCUAAGAGCACAGGACUAGUAUCUAAUGAUACAACGGUUGAGAUGCAUUCUCGAAAUCUUACACCUAUCCAGUCCACUUCUGGGGACACAAAUGCCUGUGUGGCAUCGUCAGUUCCUCUAGAAGAGUCAAAAUCACGCAAGAAACCUCGACUUGGUUGGGGGGAGGGACUUGCAAAAUAUGAGAAGAAGAGGGUUGAAGGACCUGAUGACAGUCCUAUCAAGAUUGGUACUGUAAAUUCUGGUAGUAAUUUGGAAGUUUCUCAUUUUAGCUCUGUAGUCCUGCCCGAUAAGAUUCCUCAAGGCAUAGGUUCCUCUGAUUGUGCAUCACCUACUACUCCUUUAUCAGUUGCUUGUAGUUCUUCACCAGGCCUAGAGGAGAAACAGUUUUUGAAAGAAACAAAUGCUGAGCACAACUUAGGCGGCAUGCUUGGAUCACCCAGUGCUGUCUCUCAUAGUCAUCCUGAGGAUGUAGUGUUCAACUUGGAGAGCUUAGACGUUCCUAAAAUUUCCAAUUUGAAUGCUAAAAUCAAUGAAUUGUUGCGGUCAGAUGAUCCAAGCCCUACUGAUAAUGGUGUCAUAAGAUCCUCGAAACUGAACAAGUUGCUAUCAUUGAAAAAUGACGUGUCAAAGGUUUUAGAGAAAACUGAGUUUGAAAUUGAUAUGCUUGAAAACGAACUGAAGUCAUUGAAUUCUGGAACUGAACAUGGGUGUCAUGGUCUAUCUUGUGGGUCCAAGCCUUUUGAAGUUCAAGCUGAAGGUGGCAAAGUUAAAAUUGUGGAUAUUGAUAGCCCGGGAAGUGCAACAUCAAAACUUGUUAAAGUCCCUCCAACUGACAAGGAUGCACCAGUAUCAGAGCCCAAAUGUGGUGAAGCUCUAUUGAAGUCAGAUGUCACACACUGUGGAAAUCUGGACAUGGAGAAUGACCUGCCUAUUUUGGAAGAGGGAAUUGCGAAUAAUGCAUCUGUAUGGGAAGAAACUUCUCAUAUGAUUGCUGAUGGUAAUCCAGAUUGUAAUGGGGAUCUUUCAUGUAAUAUAAUAUAUGCCUCAAAUCAGGAGUCCGCAAACAGAGUUUCUGAAGUAUUUAAACGUUUAUUGCCAGCAAGUGACUGCAGCUAUGAUAUUUCGAAAGAUCCUAGUCUUUUGUUGACAGUUGAUCAUGCACUUAAAGAAAAAAUUCUAAAGAGGAAGAGACAACAGCGAUUUAAGGAGAAAGUUCUCGCACUCAAGUUUAGGAUAUUUCAUCAUCUAUGGAAGGAGGAAGUCAACACUCUUUCAUUAAGAAAGUUUCGCACAAAAGCUCAACGCAAGUUUGAUCUUAGCCUACGUCCUGUAUUGGUAGGCCAUCAUAAGCACCGGCUCUCUUCUCGCUCACGACCCUCUUCUGUUGGGAGUUUAAACCCAGAGCCUUCACUGGACUUGGUAAAUUUUACAAGCAGAUUGCUCUUAGAUUCUAACAAGGUGAAGGCCUGUAGGAGUACAGAGAGAAUGCCAGCUCUGAUUUUAGACAAGAAGGAGAAGGUGCUUUCAAGAUUCAUUUCAAAUAAUGCAUUGGUGGAAGACCCCUGCCAUUCUGAAAAAGAGAGGUCAAUGAUUAAUCCUUGGACAUCAGAGGAGAGAGAAAUUUUUAUUGAUAAACUUGCCACAUUUGGGAAAAACUUCGGAAAAAUAGCAUCUUUUAUUGACCAUAAAACCACAGCUGACUGCAUUGAAUUCUACUAUAAAAACCACAAGUCGGAUUGUUUUGUGAAAACCAAGAUGAAACCAUGCUAUGCAAAACAAGGGAAAUCUACCUACCUUGUUGCAUCUGGAAAACGAUCGAAUUACGAACCAAAUGCUGCUUCCCUUGACAUAUUAGGUGCAGUGUCAGCAAUGGCAGCCAAUGCUGAUGAUGGCGCCAUAUUUCAGAUGUGUUCCCCUAAAUACCAUCUUGGCGUGACAAGUGAAAACAAACAGACAAAUAGUGUUGAUGCAUGUAACAGUGACAGAGAGACGGUGGCUGCUGAUGUGUUGGCUGGAAUAUGUGGUUCCUUAUCAUCUGAAGCUAUGAGUUCCUGCACUACAAGUUCUAUUGACCACCACAAAGUGAAUUCUUCAACCAUAAGGCUGCCUGUGGCUCCCGAGGUUAUGCAACAGAACACUGAUGAAGAAACAUGUUCUGAAGAAAGUUGUGAGGAGAUGAUGGAUCAUAAUGAUUGGACCGAUGAGGAGAAGCUUACCUUCAUUCAGGCCGUCUCAUCCUAUGGGAAGGAUUUUAUGAUGAUCUCUAGAUUUGUCAAAACAAGAUCUAUGGACCAGUGUAAAAUAUUCUUUAGCAAGGCCAAGAAGUGUCUUGGACUUGAUGCAAUCAUUGGCAUCCAACCCAGCAGUUCUGUUGGAGGGGAUGCCAAUCGGGGCAGCAAAAGUGAUGAUGCGGAGGGUGCUUGUUCUCUACUUGAAACUGAGCCCUCCAUAUGUAUUGAGAAAUCAGGUAUCGAUGUCGAACCCUUUAAGAUAAAGCUGAGUCCCGAGCCAGAUUUAGCAGUAGGCCGGGAUAGUAAGCCUGACCUUAACAGCCCUGAUGAUAAUGGACAUGGAGAUCUGGGUUCUAAUGUGUGUGAUGUGGACAAGCGGGAGUUGGAAUAUGCAGGGGAUGUUGAAAACAUGACUGACAAAAAUAUGCUGUGCGAUGGAAGUUUUAUAUCAUCACCCUCUUGCAGAGAAGGUGACGGAGUUGAUACUGUCAAGGAUUGUCUGCCCGUGAAAAUUUCUUGUGAUGCUACUGAUGUUGGAGUUGUAGAUGCUGUCCAGAAUUCAACAGAGGGGAAUCCACUACCAGAAUGUAGUUUGAAUGAUAAUUGUGAGGUCCAGCUAGCUGGGUGUGAUGACGUCACCGACUCUGGUUCCAGAAUGGAUGAUUGUCUCACCAAGGCUGCUGAUUCUGAUGAAUCAGAAACUAGGAUGAAAUCUGAUGUCAGCAGCUCUAUGCAGGGGAGCAAUAGUUCUGUUCCUAUUCAAUCAGUGUCUUCUCACGAUUCGACUAUCAUAAUUGCUUCUGAGUGUUGUUCUAAUGUUAAUAGUAAGUUGGCAAAUCUCAAUUCCUCCAAGCCUGGUGGUGGUAAUAUGAUGAUUUCGGAAUCAUCCUUGAUUGUGGAGAAGCAGAUUUCAGAUGUAAGUCGUAGCGAUUGCAACAGGUUGACCGAGUCAACGACUGUAAAAGAGAAUGGAGCCCCGAAAAAUAGUUGGAGAUCCGGCAGGCUCUCAACUUCAGGUUGCAUUCUUCAGAAGUGUAGCAGCAGUUCAAAUCAUGAUAGUUCUUUAGAAAUGGAAAAAACAUGCAAGAAUGGCGAUUUCAAGUUGUUUGGUCAAAUUCUGAGCAAACCACCCUCAUCUAGACAGAACUCAAGUUGUAGUAGCAGCACACAACUGGAGGAAGGGAGCACUCUUAAAGACAGCAGCAGCAAGUCAGCAGAUGGUGUUUCUUCUCCUCUGGGCAGCAUUUGUAGCUCCUCUGAGAACCAUCUUCUGUUGACUUACGGUUAUUGGGGGGACAGGAACAGGAAACCAACUGGGUUCUCUGCCCUGCCCCCUGAAGCUGCUGCCAUCCUGUUGGCCAAGUAUCCUGCUGCAUUUGGAAGUUACCCAAUGCCACCAUCAUCAACAACUGCCCAAAUGGAACAACUGAGCAGUGUGCCUAUUUUCCCUACCAACCUCAACGGCGUAGCAGCCGAUUAUCAGGCGCACAAGAACAGAGAAAGGCAGCAUUUUGGGGGUGGUCUAGAUAUGACGCCGGAGGUAGUGUCAGGUGUGCAGCAGCAGGGCAGGAUGGGCAUUAAUGUUGUAGGGAGAGGAGGUAUUCUUGUGGGAGCAGGGGCAGUGCAGUGCAGUGGGGGUGCCCCAGACCCUGCUGUGGUUGCUGCAAUAAAGAAGGUGCCCUACGCCAUGACCGAGCAUUUCGGAGGACAGCCGAGGGAAAGUAAGGCUGAAAUAGGAAGGUUGUAGUAGUUUUAGCAGCAGUGUAUUAUUGCAGAGGGAGGAGACGCAAACUCAUUCCGAGCAGAGCAUCCCCUCCCUCCGUGGCAAACUCGCCUUUUGUUUGCCGCGGUGUACAAUAGUUUUUUUUUUGUAAUUUGAUUGAUCAGAUAAAAUGAUAGGGAAGCAGUUUGAAAAAAAAACAGACUCUUAGGUUGGUUGGGUCAUUAUUUUUUUGGGUUUUUGUUUUAGAUUAUCAUCAAUUUUAAAUAUAUGAUGCCAGCAGCUUUUGUAUUUUUGUUGUAUUUGAUGAUGGAAUAACAUCAAUAAUGUGCC
Messenger RNA from Cuscuta campestris, 5251 nucleotides. The record is from the annotation of a GenBank genome assembly. NCBI's taxonomy places the organism in Eukaryota, Viridiplantae, Streptophyta, Magnoliopsida, Solanales, Convolvulaceae.